Molecule: messenger RNA, 522 nt
Organism: Mytilus trossulus (common blue mussel)
Lineage: Eukaryota; Metazoa; Mollusca; Bivalvia; Mytilida; Mytilidae
Exons: 2
Coding region: 1-522 (173 amino acids)
Source: RefSeq, a predicted model, not a curated record
AUGUGGGGAGGAAAAGGAGACUCCAGCAUCCUAGUAACAGGAACGAGAGGUUUUUCCAAAACAUCAAUGUCUUGCUGUCUAUUUAUUCAACCUCAACCAUUACUUUCAGAGUUAUGUCAACUUGGUGGAGAUGAUGGUUUAAUGGAUCGGUUUCUGUUUUGCGUUGCCAAACCAGUCUUUAAUACCACGGCAAUUACUAAAGCAAAUGUACCACUAUUACGAGACACCAAAUUGCAAAGUUUUGAUAAUGUCAUGAACAACAUUUACGAGGAACACCUAGCAGGGAAGCACUACAAGUUGUCCGCAGAUGCCGAGAGUGUGUUUGAUGGUUUGAUUGACUCAUAUUCCGACUACAUGAAUGCCAAAUAUGGAUCUGACCACGAGGAAGACAAAGAGAAUGAAACUCCUAAUCUUAACAUAUCACAAGAUGAAAGUGAAAUGAUGACAAGUAAAGACACCAUUCAUAUCUUCAUCUUGCUGCCGUUCUGCAUGUAUUCCAACACAGUUUCAGUUGUGGAUUAA